Molecule: messenger RNA, 4049 nt
Organism: Lemur catta (Ring-tailed lemur)
Lineage: Eukaryota; Metazoa; Chordata; Mammalia; Primates; Lemuridae
Gene: CDC20B
Product: cell division cycle 20B
Exons: 12
Coding region: 144-1700 (518 amino acids)
Biological process (GO): positive regulation of anaphase-promoting complex-dependent catabolic process; anaphase-promoting complex-dependent catabolic process; positive regulation of ubiquitin protein ligase activity
Cellular component (GO): anaphase-promoting complex
Molecular function (GO): anaphase-promoting complex binding; ubiquitin ligase activator activity; protein binding
Source: RefSeq, a predicted model, not a curated record
CAGUGGGGCAGAGGGAGGGAGGUGGUGAAAUAUGGCGAACGGGGGGACGAGGCUCUAGGGCUUUGACGGUUAGGCGUCAAGACUGGCUCAGGCCUGGGAGGAAAACCAGAGGCGGUUGAGGAGAGGCGAAGUCCAGGUGGGAGAUGGAGUGGAAACUGGAGCGCACCGCCCCGCGGAGGGUCCCCACCGAGGAGGAGAUGCUGUGGGGGAGUAUCAUGCGGGUGCUCGCCGAAGACAUGAAGCAGAAGAGGAGUCAAGGUUCCCCCAAGGUAUUUGAUUCAGUUAAUACUACAUAUUCCAACUUUAAGAGCAACUUUGUGGAGCGGCUGUCAGCUGAGGAGCCUGUUGCCAGUAGCCCAAUUUCCACAGGAUGGCGGCAAAGUCAAACCAGGGAUUUGUCAGCCUGUUCCUUUGGAGAAGAACAUUCCGUCGUGGACCUCCCAGAAUCUUCUGAAUCAGUGCUGAAGAAAACGCCUCAGAAAGAGACCUUGACUCUAGGAUCCUUCAAAGAACCACUGAAGACCCCCGUCAAAGGAAGUUCUGAAACAAAUAACUCUGUUCUCCAUUUUUGCAAGACAACUCAUGCAAUGGAUAGAGGCUGGAAGGAAAAUGUUGCCUCAAAACGCCAGAAAUGCCAAAACCAGCUAUUUGCAACCCAGAAGGUGGUUCAGCAGCUUAAUGGAAAAAUGCAGCUCUGUGCGCAAUCCCAGUGUGUUUGGAAAGGCUGCAGAGAUGGAGUCAGAGAUGAAUCCUUCUAUCUUAAAAGGUUCAGUGAUGUAAAGUCUUCCAUGAUCCAACCAGAGGUGAAGAUUCAUCUUACUGGUCUUCGAAAUGACUACUAUCUGAAUAUUCUAGACUGGAGCUUUCAGAAUCUUGUUGCUAUAGCCCUUGGAUCUGCUGUAUCCAUCUGGAAUGGGGAGAACCACAAGAGGACUGAAAUCAUAGACUUGAGUCUCACUUGUAAUUAUAUAUCUUCUGUGUCCUGGAUAAAACAGGGAACUUGCCUGGCAGUUGGCACCAGCGAGGGAGAAGUGCAAUUAUGGGAUGUGGUAACUAAAAAGCGGCUGAGAAAUAUGCUUGGUCAUCUGUCAGUAGUUGGGGCUCUGAGCUGGAAUCACUGUAUCCUCAGCAGCGGGUCAAGGCUGGGGCGUGUCUAUCAUCACGAUGUUCGGGUCGCCCAGCAUCGUGUUGGAACUUUUUGCCACAAGCAAGCUGUGUGUUCUCUGAAGUGGUCACCAAAUGGCAGGCUGCUCUCCAGUGGCUGUAGUGACGGACUGCUGACAGUGUGGGCCCACGAUCCAGGUGCCGGUGCACAGGGCCAACCACUGACAGUCAUACCCCAAUCUACAUCAGUCAAGGCCAUGGAUUGGUGUCCCUGGAAGUCUGCAGUCCUUGCUGUUGGAGGAGGAAUGAAGGAUGGAUGCUUACGCAUCUUGGAUUUAAAAACUGGGAGGAGCAUCCGGACCCCAAGCACAAACUCACAGAUUUGUUCCUUAAUCUGGCUACCUAAGACAAAGGAGAUUGCAACUGGCCAAGGUACUCCUACGAAUGACGUGACUCUGUGGACCGGUCCCACUCUGUCCAGGUCAGGUGGGUUUUUUGGCCACAGAGGCAGAGUGCUGCACCUGGCUUCGAGUCCGGACCAGACCCGGGUGUUUUCUGCUGCAGCUGAUGGGACAGCCUCUGUAUGGAAGUGCUAGUAGUCACCCAGCCCUGCUGAGUUUGUUUCCUCAUUUCUAAGUGAAGAUAAUGACGUUGGUGUGUCUUCUCCAUGGGGUUGUCAUGAGCAUUGAGCACAAUGAAGUGCCCUUCCUGACGUGAAUGCAACUUCUCAUCUUCUUGCUAGGUUACUUUGUUCCCUCCACUUCCUCCCAUUGUGUUUCCCAGAGACUGCCUUUGACUUCUGAUCUCUCUGCUCUCCUCCUCCUCCUCUUCUUCCUCCUCCUCUUCUCUUUCAAGACUCAUCUUCAUGACUUGAUAUUCAGAUAAUAUCUAUAGCAAAGGUUUCUACUUUUCUCCCACCUGACUUUUCUCCCAAACUCCAGCCUCAUAUUUCUGACUGCCUCUGGAUAUUUCCUUUUUCAGAUCCUUUCCUGGCUUUAGCUCAAUCUCAAUACCUUGAAAACACAGCUCAUUCACUCAAAAAACAUUUGUUAAAUUCCUACUGUCACUCAGGGAGCCUCCUGAUUACUCUGUUCCAUGCUGCCCCGGUACACCCCAGGCUCUCUUUUCUUUUGUUUCUCCUAGUCAUGUCCUGAGUACCUGAUGGCCCAUCUGUUGUAACUGCCUCCUAACUGGUCCUCCUGUCUUUAAUCUUUGGUCUCCAUAGCACCACUGGGUUAAGCCUCUAAAAGCAUCGUGCCGAACCCCUCAGUGCCCUGCUGGUAAACUCAGUGACACCCUGUUACCUAAACCCUUUGGCCUCCAUCUCUGGAGUCCUGAGCCCAGGAUCUGGAUUUUGGGGACCUGUUCUUGCCUUGGUUCUGCCAUAAACAGGCUGUGUAACCUUGGAUGUGUCGCAACAUCUGCCAGAAUAGGAAUUUGGAUUUGAUCACUGCUAAGGUUCCAUCAGGCUUGAUCAGUCCACUGCUCUGUCUUGUUAAUGUUAAUCCCCAUUCAUCUCCUACAUUAACCUUUGGCUAAGUCUGGUGAUUUCUUGCCUUGAUAACCUUUCUUGGAGCUUUUCUUCUAAUCUGGAAUUCUUGCUCCUCUCUCCCUUUUCUUUACACACCUGUACAAGUCCUAGCCUCUCCAUGAAGUGUUUUGAAAUGAUGUUACCUGGGUUUGAAUUCUUGGCAAUAGUCUGUAUCACCUAUUUGGAAUUAAUAUACUAUCGUAGUUGUUUUAAAAAAUCUUUUAUUGCUAUGUGAAUCUUUGGUUAUUCUAGUUUUAACAUGCUUGUUAUGGGAGUUGAGGGAGCAUGCAUUAUACUUUUCCAUGCUCCUUAGAAUGUUUGUACAUGCCAGAUAAUAAAUACUGGUUGAUUUUUCUUUUUGCUUUGUCAUAAAACAUUUUUUACCAAUGUAUACCCACUCCCUUGUGCCACCAAAAUCCAUAAAACAAAACAGAAGCUUUGAUAAUUCAAAAGUGUAAUAGCACAUACAAGGGGAAUUAUAACUCUUCUGUAAAUUAGUGUUAAUUUGUCAAUAAUUUUUUUUUCUUUUCCCUAUUUUUUAAAUUUAGAAAAUCUGCUUGGUGUAGUGCUAGUAAUUUUUAUUUUAGAAAAUUUUAGGCCACUGAAAGCUGUAAAUGUGAUACUUUUCUGCAAUGCACAUUCUUGUUUAAGCUAAUGGUUUUAAUUUGCUCUUCUUAAUUAGCCAGCUAUAAACUGUAAGAAAAUAUUUAGGAGAAAAUGAGCAAGAUGAUUAGAUAAUUUCCAGAAUCCCCCACCAUUCUGUUCUGGGGACUUCUGUCUUAACACUCAUGACACUAUGUCAUGAUCAAAGUCCACGUCUAUCAAUACUGGUAUAUGAACAAAGGGCUCUCAUUUAAGAAAAACAUUAAUGUAUCUUUUACCUUCUAUUAGUUUUGGUGGGAAAUUUGGGAUAUGGUUUUCAUAAAGAAAAAAAAUAAACUUCCAGAUAAUACCCAAAACAGAAGCCUUCAGUACAACUGAUUUUUUAAUUUUGUAAUUUAAUUUAUUAUUAAUUUAUUUAAAAAUUUUUAUUACAUGAAGUAAAGUAUGUAAACCUUAAGUUUAUAGCUUGAUGAUUUUUAAAUAGAUAACUGUGUAACCACCAUCCAGAUCAAGACAUGAACAUCUCUAGUACCCUAAAAAGAUCCCUUGUCAACUCGCAGUCAACACUCUCCUGUUAUUCUGCCCUCUGUAACCAUGGAUUAGUUUUUCCUUAUGCCAACUUUAGGGAAAUGGAAUCAUACCAUAUAUAUUCCUUUUUUGUCUCACUUCUUUUACUCAACAUUGUAUUGCAUGUAACUAUAGUUUGUUUUUUUCAUUGCUAUGUAAUAUUGUAUGAAUGUAUAACAAUUGUUUAUCUGUUUUAUUGUGGAUUGAUAUUUAUUUCCAGUUUUGACUUACAACAAUAAAGAUG